Rotaria sp. Silwood1 is the source of this 1494-nucleotide messenger RNA. Lineage: Eukaryota; Metazoa; Rotifera; Eurotatoria; Philodinida; Philodinidae. The record is from the annotation of a GenBank genome assembly.
AUGACAAAAUUUUUUCAAUUUAUUCUAACGAUAUAUUCUUCUAUUGUUGUUAUCUAUGCUUAUACUGAUCCAUCUGAAUUAAAUCCACAAUUAGUUAAAAGAUUUGAAUAUAAAUUAUCAUUUAAAGGACCUCAUCUUGCUUUUAAAGAUGGGACUGUUCCAUUUUGGACAUUUGGUGGAAGUGCUAUUGCUAGUGAUGAACAAGUACGUGUAACGCCAUCAAUUCGAAGUCAAAAAGGUUGGAUUUGGAGUAAGAAUACAAUGACUGCAGAUAAUUGGCUUCUCGACGUUAAACUACGUGUAACUGGCCGAGGUCGUGUUGGUGCUGAUGGAAUGGCUAUUUGGUUUACAGAGAAAGCAGGUGUUGAAGGUCCUGUAUUUGGCUCAAAUGAUUUGUGGAAAGGUGUAGGCGUAUUUCUUGAUUCAUUCGACAAUGAUGCAUUACAAAAUAAUCCAAUAAUUGCUGUUAUGGUUAAUGAUGGUACUAAAACAUAUGAUCAUCAACAUGAUGGUAGUGGACAAAUUCAAGGAAGCUGUAUUCGAGAUUUUCGUAAUAAACCAUUUCCAAUUCGAUUGAAAAUUGAAUAUGUCAAUCAAGGAUUAACAAUUUAUCUUAAUAAUGGUAUAACACAAGAUGAUAAUGCAUUUGAAUAUUGUACACGUAUUGAUGGAGUACAAUUACCAAAAACUGGAUAUCUUGGUGUAACAGCUGCAACAGGUGGCCUUGCUGAUGAUCACGAUGUAUUAGAAUUUAUGACAACGACUUAUUCUGAUAAACAAGCAUUAGCUCAAAAUCAAGCAGCCACAGAUGAACAAGCAAAAAAAUAUAAAGAAGAAUAUGAAAAAUAUGAACAAGAACUUAAAAAACAACAAGACGACUAUAAAAAAGAACAUCCAGAUAUGACAACACCAUAUAAUGAAAAAAAUUUAUACGAAAGUGAAUAUGAUCGUGAAUUUCGUACUAUCUUAGAAGGACAAGAUCAAAUUCGUUCAUCAUUAACAAGUAUUGAUAAAAAAAUGCUUGAACUAUUGGGACGUGUUGAACGAUUAGCUGUAACUACUGGCACACAACAACAAAUUGUUGGACAAGGUGGUUCAGGUGUACCUGCUGAUGUUGCACGAAUUCAAGAUGUGAAUCGAGUGAUAAAUUCUAAUACUGAUAUGACAAGAACUAUUCAAAGUUAUGCACAAGUACUAACGGAUUUACAACAAAAAGUCAAUCAUAUUCAAACAAGUAUUAAUAAUCAAAGACCUAUUGGUACAGGACAACAAGUAGUUACUCCAAAUAUAGAUGGAACUGUAGUAAAUGAAAUUCGAGAACUAGUUAGAAUGAUUAAAUCGGAAACGAAUACAUUAUUACAAAAAUCAUCAACUCAAGUUACAUGUCCAACAGUAACUGGUGGAAAUAAUAGUUCUUGUGUGGGUACAUUUACAUUUAUAGGUGCUAUUAUAAUACAAAUUGUUGUUCUAGUCGGUUUUUUUGCAUUCAAGUAA